This is a messenger RNA of Prinia subflava (tawny-flanked prinia), 3455 nucleotides long. RefSeq lists its product as uncharacterized. Lineage: Eukaryota; Metazoa; Chordata; Aves; Passeriformes; Cisticolidae. The transcript has 4 exons. The coding region runs from base 1021 to 1689 and encodes 222 amino acids. The record is from RefSeq and is a predicted model, not a curated record.
AUUGUUGUGCCAUGGCACCUGAUGUACUUUUAGUUUCCUUGUCUGAUCCUUAAAGGUUAAGUUAUCUACAGGAAAAAAACCUGUGGCCUGGCCCUAGCCUGCUGUAGGAAAAUUGACUUAGGAGAUAGGCAGAAGUUUCCUGCUGGUUGUGUCUUUGUGGAGCCAGAGAUCACCACAGUCACUGCUCCAGAUGAGGAUUUCCCAUCCUGAGGAGCUUCCUGAGCAGAAGGAGCAGGUAUCCUGUCUGGUCACCUUCUCCACCUCUUCCUGCUGCUGUACCUCCUUCCAUCUUCCCAGUCACGUGUGAGUAUUUUUAAGUAUUUGGCUGCCCUAAAACUAUAAUAUAUUAUAGAUUACAAGCAAGGAUACUGUGAAGUUUUUUGGUCUAUCUGGCUGCUCUAAAUUAAGCAGCCUUGUGGUUCUGUGGUGCAAGUGUUUGCUUGUUUAAAAAACCAAUUAAACAACAAACCCACCACCAAACAGGACCUUGUCUCAAAACCAUCUACCACCAGCAAAGACCAACCAUAUCUCAGAGUAAUAAACAAUAAGGCAGCCCAAAAUUUUUCUCCUUAACACCUGCACAUCACUUGACAUUUUGAUUCCUUUUAUGCCUUAUAACUCAAGCACAAAGCUAUACUUGGCCAAAAUGUGAUCCUCUUCAGCAUUUUUCCACUGGACUUUUGCUAAGCCAUAUGGCAAUAGUGAAGGAAAAUUAGUCUUGCAAAGAACUGGUUACCUUGAGCCCAACUAAUUUCUCUUCAGAAAUUAUCCUCAGCUCAUUUUCUACACAUUCCACUGCUUAAAUCCAUUUAACACAGUUACCUGAAAUGGCUUUUGGUAAUUUUCUUCCAUAGCUAGUCUUCCAUAUUCUGUAAACAACUGAGAGAAAGAGCAGUGUAAGGGGGUGCCACAUAGAAAACACAUUUUCCUGCUGUGAAAUAUUCUAUUAUGCCACUAACAAAUGAAAGCAUUCAAUCUUGUAUCUGACUAUAGGUUGAGAAUGGCAAACAAGCCUCAAUAAUGAGCAUACCAACCCCCAGUAAGACUCAGGUAGGAGACAAGAUUCCCACAGGCUUCACAGUGCUGUUCCUGAACUGUCACCACCCUGCAGUUUUCAGUGGGAGCCUUGUGGGCUAUUCCCAGAGGAAAGCUGCUGCAUUUCUCACCAAGCCAGCCUCCAGCAUUGCUUCCCAGGCUCAGGAGCACAAAGGCAGGUACCAGCUGUCUCCUCUUGCUGUUCCACCACCUUCAGCACCAGCAGCAGCGUUCCGUGCUGCCCUGAGCAGCAGGACCCCUCUGCCCCCGCCCUCAGGGAGUUUGAGGAGGACAGAAGUCUUUGGAUGGAUGGAAAGGGGAACACCAGGGAGAAACUGCUGCUUGUGUCCUCAGGGAGCAGUGGGACGAGCCCGAGAGAAAUCUUGGCUGCUGGAGGGAUCCUCGUGUCCCCUCUGGAGUGAAUCCCUGCUUUGCAGCACGAAGUUUGCACGCAUUUUGCUGCCGCUUUGGCUCUCAAGAACUGGAAAUGCCUGGAUUUCUGCGUGGUUUCCCCAGGUUCUCCUAUUUAGCAGGAGCUGCACGGUGAGGCAGCUGGCAAAAGAGGAGAGAGCCCCUGCGAGGCAGAGCCCCUGGAAGGCCCUGUCCUGGUCUGAGGUUCCCACUUUUCUCUCCGACGCCCGGGGAAUUGCUUGAGCAGAACCAGAGAGGGUCCAUUUCAUUUCCUGCCUUUUCCAAUAAAUGGUGACUUUCAGCUGGAGUGUGCUCCUGGUGUCAUCCUCCUCCUCCUACUCCCUGGAUUUGUAAAUAAAUGUCCUGAUUUUGGCCAAGUAGAAUUUUGUUGUUCCAGGGACUGUGGCUCUUUUGUUUCAUUGAGACUUCCCAACUCUGCUGAGAGUUUCAGAUGUCAAAUACAAGUAAGAUUGGAGUUUCUUGGGAUUGUUACUCACACAAAAUAGGGAUCAUUCUUGGACAGGAGUAACUUGACAGGUUUAAUGCCGCUUCCCUUUAAAAUCAGAGCAGGGGAAGCAGAUUUGAAAUCAUCAUUCCAUGAACUUGCACCAAAUUCCUCCAAAGUUGCAAAAGUUUUCCGUGUUAGCAAUUCCUGAGCUUGUUUUCCAGGCAAGCUGGGAUUUAGAUGUUCUUUGUUCCUUGGAUUUGCUGGUUUUCCUCUCUCUGAUUUUAGUAAGGGAGUAUUUAUUUUUUCAUAUUUUCCAUGCUAAUUGGAAUUUUUGUACUACUUAGGGCACAUUUCCAAGGAAAUUUCCCAAAUUGAUGUUGGUAAAUCAGGCAUUGUUCAGCACCAUAUGCACAGAAUUCUGUAAAUUCCCAGGAAAACUUGCUAAGUGUUUAAUUGCCAGAAUGAAUCUCUUUGUAAAGUUGAAUUUUCCUGCGUUUUUAAUUCCAUGAAACCCAGUAAAACUUAAACCCUGGCCUAAUUGCUGUUCCUUGGGCACAAUGGGAUGGUUCUUUGCUGCCUUGGCACAUUUGGAUGUUCAUCCCAGGUGAGCUUCUAGCUUGAAUAGAAUUUGUUUCCAAGUAAAACUGGGGGCUGUCUAGAAAACCUGAAUUUGUGGGAGGCACUGGGUUUGUUUUCCUUAUCCCUGCAUAAUCAAGAACACUCCUGGAGCUGUGUUAGGCAGUGGAAGGGGGGGAGAGCUGCAUUUAUUGAAUUCAUUUUUUUUCUUGAUUGAUUGUUGUGUUGUUUUAUUUUUCAUGCUAUUUUAUUUUAUUGUGUUUUAUUUUUUCAUGUUUUUGUUUUCUUUUGUAUUUUUAAAAGGUUUUUAUAUUCUAAUUCUAUAUUUUUAAUUUUCUAAUUUACUUUUCUUUUUUAUUAUUUUACUUUUUACUUUUUUAAUUACAUUUAAUUUUUAUUUCUAUUUUCAUGGGGGUUUUUUGUAUUUUAAAAUUUUUAUUUUAAGUUUUUAUUAUUUUAAUUUUUACUCUUUUUUUCACUUGAAAUUUUUAUUUUAUUUUUAAAUUUUUAUUUCUUUUUUUUUUAUGUUUUCUUUGUUCUUUUUUUUUUCCUUACUCUUUUAUAGCCCGAGUAGGUGGAAGUUUUCCUGUUGGCACCAAAGAAGUGAACAAAUGACAUCCAUGUCCCCUGCAUGUUAAAAAAGCCUCUGUGAUUUCUGCAGAAUUAAAAAACCUGAGUGGAGAAAGCUGUAAACACCCUGGGGCCAUUUUUUGCCUUUUUACCCCCAUCCUUCCCAUUUACAGGAUCAGCAGCAGGAACUUGAAGUCAGGUGUAUUUCAGAGGGAACAGUAAAACAAAGCAGUCUUUUAAUUUUGGGGUGGUUUUUUGUAUUUAUUUAUUUAUUUUACUUUUGAAUUAUUGUUUUUUUUUUCAUGCCAUUUUAUUUUAUUCUGUUUCAUUUUUUCAUGUUAUUUUUUUGUUUUGGAUUUUUUAAAUGUUUUUAUAUUUUGUUCUUUUUUACCUUUAUACUUUAAUUUUAUUUAUA